ACGCAACACUAGUCAGGUGAUCUAUCUAUCUUCCAGCCCAGCAGAGUGUGAAGGCGUGAGUGUGAAACAUGAGUUACUUAUUUUGUUUAUUACUUCUAUUAUUUUCGUCUUUGUUUGUUCAUUCAAAUGCUCAAUCAAAACCAAAUAUAGUGAUCUUGUUUGCUGACGACCUUGGUUAUGGGGAUUUGGAGGUUUAUGGUCACCCAACUUCAUCAACCCCAAACAUCAAUCAGCUUGCAGAAAAUGGUCUCAGAUUUACACAAUUUUAUUCUGCCAGUCCAGUCUGCAGCCCUUCAAGGGCUGCUCUUUUGACAGGCCGGUAUCAGACUAGAUCUGGGAUCUGGCCGGGUGUGUUUGUUCCGGAUGAUGCCGGAGGGUUACCACUCAAUGAAACCACCUUUGCAGAAGUUCUUAAACAAGAGGGUUAUAAGACUGCCAUGGUAGGUAAAUGGCAUCUUGGAGUUGGGAAGGACAGCAAGUACUUGCCUACGAAGCAGGGAUUCGACCACUAUUUUGGUAUUCCGUAUUCUCAUGAUAUGUGCCCUUGUUUGAAGUGUUUCUAUCCCGGAGAUAAGUGCUUCAACGAUUGUGACCUUAUAUACACCGGGUGCCCCCUCUACAACAACACCACUAUUAUUGAUCAACCGGUAGACCUGUUGAAAUUAAUAGAACGUUAUGUAAGUAAAGCGACUGACUGGAUCCAAAGUAAUGCAAAGUCUGGGGAUCCAUUCUUACUGUAUUUUGCUUUUCAACAUACACAUCAUCCGCAGUUUGCUGGCGAGAAAUUUCGUAACUCUACACUUCGUGGGACGUUUGGUGAUUCAUUAGCGGAACUCGAUUGGGCUGUGGGAGAAGUGAUGAAUCAAUUAAGGAAGAGUGGGGUUUUAGAAAAUACAUUUAUAUUCCUGACUUCUGACAAUGGGCCCAGCCUACGAAACCAAAACAGAGGGGGUAAUGCAGGUUUAUUGAAGUGCGGCAAGGGGACAACAUAUGAGGGAGGCCAGCGAGUUCCAGCCAUUGCAUAUUGGACAGGGAAGAUUACUCCUGGCAGAACAACGGAGCUGGCUAGCACACUUGAUUUACUCCCAACCAUCUCGAAGAUCACUGGUGCCUCUCUGCCCAAAGCUGUCAUCGAUGGAGUUGACAUGUCCCCGAUCCUCUUUGGUGGGGUAAAGGGGUUACGUGAAAAUUUCUAUUACUAUUUUACUGAGGCCCAGCCAAAGUAUGGAGUGUAUGCUGUUCGAAACAGGCAAUUUAAAGCGCAUUAUUACACCGAAGGACAAAUCAACUCCGAUCCACAAAAUCAUGAUCCUGACUGUCGUCCAAGUGCUAAACGAACAUUCCACAACCCACCUCUAUUAUUUGACCUUUUACAAGAUCCGUCAGAACAGUAUAACCUGAACAAUUUAACCCAGUAUCAAGCCGUGAUAACCCAACUGAAUGGAUUGAAGAAGGCCUUUGAGGCUGGCAUGGUGUGGGGUAUAUCGCAAAUCACAAAGGACCACGAUCACAGCGUGGAGCCAUGUUGUAAGCCAGGUUGUACGCCGUUUCCAAACUGCUGUCAGUGUCAUGAAAAAUAUCAUUCACAUUAUUUUGAAAGUAAACCUUAGGAUCAAGCAAUUAAAGAUUUCAGAUUUAUCGUCAAAGACGUUUAUGAAAUUAGUUUCUUUGAGUUGAUAACUGACAGUAUUACUUAAAGGACAAUUACAUAGCUGAAGUACAGUAGGUAUAAGAGAAUUAUUCCAAAGAUCAUGUACUAAAACAUUCCUCAUGUUAAUAACUAUUUGUCCAGAAGUAAAAAAAAA
This is a messenger RNA of Anneissia japonica, 1805 nucleotides long. Its product is annotated as arylsulfatase A-like. The record is from RefSeq and is a predicted model, not a curated record. Lineage: Eukaryota; Metazoa; Echinodermata; Crinoidea; Comatulida; Comatulidae. Bases 69 to 1610 code for a protein of 513 amino acids. The transcript is spliced from 4 exons. Gene Ontology annotation, molecular function: arylsulfatase activity.